Messenger RNA from Cinara cedri, 1245 nucleotides. NCBI's taxonomy places the organism in Eukaryota, Metazoa, Arthropoda, Insecta, Hemiptera, Aphididae. The record is from the annotation of a GenBank genome assembly.
AAAAAUGCUCAAAAUUAUUCAAAUUAUACAAAUACGGUUUCUGCUUAAUUAACUAACACGACGUCUAUACGAUUAUAACAGUAAUCAAAUAUAAUGUGUUACAGGACAUGGGAGACAUCGGUGAAGUAUUGCGCGAUGUGUCCGAUCUGUCACCCGAAGAUUUGAGAAAACAGAACAGAAACCUACAGAAGUUUUUGGUGAAAGUGAUCGAUUUGUUAAAAGAAAAGACGGAUCGGUGCGUCACUCAAGAGAAACACGUCGAGGCACUCACGUUACAAGUAAGUGUAGAAAUAAUUAAUAUUGUAACAAUUAUAAUGGCGAGAAAAAAAAACAGAUCAUUUGUAUCGUUCAUGUUCUAUACCCACGCGUUGUAUGUGUAUGUGUAACAUUGUGUCGAUUUUUGUGCCCAGACGAACUCAUUGAAAGAGGUGGUGGACAUCACCAAGCACAUGUUGGCUAUCCGGAACACGGAAGUAAAACGUAUGACGGAAGAUCUAGACAGUCUCCAAGCCAAGAUCAACGAAGAGAGGGCCCGGCACAGUGCGAUAAUCGAAAAGAUGAACUUGGCCGCCAAGUGAGUAAAACCGAAUUUUCUCGCAUUUCUCAUAGGAGUAGAGGGGCAUGAGAUAUCCGUGAAAUUUAAUUAACGGGGGGCUCAUAUACAAAAUAAAUAGGUACGAUCACUACGAUGGUAUUUAUAGCGGGGAUCGUUAAAAUAAUUUUUAUAUUUUCUUUAGUCAAAUGUCAAUAAAGUUCUGAUAAAAACGUAUAUUUUUUGGAGAGGCCCUAAUAUCACUUUUCGGACGUUUGUGUGACGUUCAAGUAGCUAAAAACGAAAUAUUGCAUAUUGAUGGAUUUACCAGUAACCAUUCCGGACGUUUGAUUUUCAGAUUAAACGAUGAGCUCAGAUCCGAGUAUAAACAACAGUCUGAACGUUUUGAAAACAUGCGCGUAAAAUACGACGAGAAAUGUUCGAUCCUAACGGAGGAAAACAAGAGACUACAAGACGCGGCGCCCGGCGAAACGACUCAAUGAAUAGAGAGUUUGAAAAAAAUCCGGUCUUUUGUACGUACAUAAUACAAUGUACUCGUGAUGAAAAUAUUGUUGUUUACGAGUUUCAAUAUGAAACUACGCCAUGUUUUUAUCCGAAAAAUAAAAUUUCAAAAUUCAUAUAUCGAUAUUGUUGACCGAUUCAGACAUUCAGACAUUUUAUUAAUUUCCAAUAACAAUAUAAUAUAAUAAUAA